Messenger RNA from Nymphaea colorata (pocket water lily), 1268 nucleotides. RefSeq names its product protodermal factor 1-like. Bases 106 to 936 code for a protein of 276 amino acids. The record is from RefSeq and is a predicted model, not a curated record. The transcript has 3 exons. NCBI's taxonomy places the organism in Eukaryota, Viridiplantae, Streptophyta, Magnoliopsida, Nymphaeales, Nymphaeaceae.
UCACCACCAUCAACCUUCUCCACACAAUAGUCUCUCCCUUUCCUCUGCUCUGUUCUCCUUUCUGAAGAAGAAGAAAGAAGAAACAGAAGCAUAACUUCCAGAAAAAUGGUGGGCAAGAGGGUCACCAUGAGCUUGGUGUGCUUCCUGCUUGGGGUUGUGGUGUCACACCACAUGAACGUUCCCGCUCUCUCUACUGCUGAAGAACUCCUCCCUGACAGUGUAUGGGAUGAAAGCGAAUGCAACGGUGCACCUCACCAUGGUCACACUGGCUGCGGCAACCCGCCAGGCGGGAGUUACGGGACUCCACGCUCAGGCGGAGGGGGUUACUACCACUCGCCCCCAAGCGGCGGACAACCUGGCGGCGGUUCCCUGACUCCUCCAUCUGACGGUGGCGGCUACUACCACUCUCCACCAACCUACAACCCACCUGCAACUGGCGGCGGCUCCCUGACUCCUCCAUCUGACGGUGGCGGGUACUACCACUCUCCACCAACUUACAACCCACCUGCAACUGGCGGCGGCGGCUCCGUUCCCGUCCUUCCACCACCAACCACCCCCGUCGACCCUAACAUCGGCUCGCCCUUCUUCUUCGGCACAUGCAGCUGGUGGAAACUUCACCCAGCUGCCAUAUACGGACUAUUUGGAGGGUACAUCGGCUCAGUGGCUGGUGUGUUCGGUGGUAUUUGCACACCAGUGUUCGGUCAUGACUUGACCCUGCUCCAGGCCCUAGCCAACCCCCGCACCGAUGGGUUUGGCGCGCUCUUCCGAGAGGGAACCGCUUCCUUCCUCAACUCCAUGGUUAACCACCACUUCCCCUUCACCGCCGAGGAGGUCAGGACCGGCUUCACUACUGCGCUCAUCUCCGACGCCGCGGCGGCAUCUCAAGCGGCCCUUUUCCAGCAAGCCAACGAAGGCCGCCUCAAGCUCAGACUGUAGAGAUCCGGCUGGCCGGAAAAAAAAAAAAAAAAAGAACUUGAUCAUUAGCCCCACAUUCCACCGUUCCAGUACUUGUUUCUGUUUGAUGAUCAUUUCCUUCUCCGUUAUGUCUGGUCUUUUUGUUUGUGCGCAUUUCAUGCAUGCUUGAUAGUUGGGCAGCCAUGAGUGCAAAAGCUUUGCGUGCCAUAAGCUGCCGUUUUGAGUGUUUCAAAUGUACGUUGCAUCUCGAAGGGCUUGUUUUAUGUUUGAUUGGGACAUGAUUUAUUUUGUUUAAUUUUAGAUUGUUGAACAUGCCAAGGCAGACUUCAAGAAUAUAUUGUUCUUUUCGUUCA